UAUUGUCAUUGUCAAUGUCCGAGAUCGCGAUCUCGAAUUUUGCUUCUUUUGUACAUUCAUGAAUCAUAACUUAAUAUUUCUAGUUUAACUUAGGAAGUAACUAACCAGGAACAUGGAACUACCAGAUACUUAUUACAAUAAAUCAGAAUAUGUCGAAACUGCUUCAGGUAAUAAAGUAAGCAGGCAAACUGUACUGUGUGGAUCCCAGAACAUUGUACUACAUGGAAAAGUGAUAGUUCAGAGUGAUGCUAUAAUCAGAGGAGACUUGGCUAAUGUGAAAACUGGAAGAUUUUGUAUAAUAAGCAAAGGCUCCGUCAUACGACCUCCUUUCAAGAAAUUCAGUAAAGGUGUGGCCUUCUUCCCUUUACAAAUGGGUGACCAUGUUUUUGUGGGUGAACAUACAGUUGUAAAUGCUGCUGUUGUUGGCUCAUAUGUCUACAUCGGAAAGAAUGUUGUUAUUGGCCGGAGAUGUGUGCUUAAAGACUGCUGUAUGAUAGAAGAUAACUCAGUACUACCUGCUGAGACUGUGGUACCCUCAUUUGCAAGAUACUCCGGCAGUCCUGCCAAACUCAUAUCAACAUUACCUGAAGCUAUGCCUGAUCUCAUGACAGAAUUCACCAAGAGCUACUAUCAGCAUUUUCUACCAACUACAGUGCAAUAAACUGCUAACAAAAAUUUUGCAUUUAAAACAGCUUAUUAACUUUAUUUUCACUGUCAUGUUUACAUAGUAAUUUUAAGGAAGUAUUUAUUAAGAUAAUAAAAUUAUAAACUAAUUCUUUAA
Messenger RNA from Trichoplusia ni (cabbage looper), 781 nucleotides. It is a transcript of the gene DCTN5-p25, whose product is annotated as dynactin subunit 5. The transcript has 4 exons. The coding region runs from base 113 to 661 and encodes 182 amino acids. NCBI's taxonomy places the organism in Eukaryota, Metazoa, Arthropoda, Insecta, Lepidoptera, Noctuidae. The record is from RefSeq and is a predicted model, not a curated record.